CCCAGCGCGGUAUCUUAGAGACGGCCGUUGGCGGCUGGUUGCCGCGGUUUCUUGUCCCGCGAAGCCGGAAGCUGGAAGGCGGGCUCGUGUCGGGGCGGAGGGCAGGCUUGGCGUUGCCAGGGGCCGGGCCGUGGCGGGCGAGGAGCGCGUCCCGCUCGGCUGUGGGCGGCGGCGGAGGAGCCACCUGGCUGGAGGAGGCGCGCGGAGGCGGCGCGCAUCUUGCGCUCCCUGAGAAGCGGGGACGGCGCCAGCCUUGAAGGGGAAGAGGCCGAGAGACGCUCACAAAAGCAGGAGGGUUGCCAACUGACCGGGAAGAGGAGCCGAGCGAGCUGCCUCGGCCUGUACGCCUUUGAGCGGCGUCUUGUUCUGCAGAAAGCAGCAGCCCAGUUGGCUUAUAAGAUGGAGGAUUAUGAGGAGUUCUGCAAGAAGCAGCUCGCAAAGAUCCAAGGUGACCCACUGCAGAGAGAAGCCUCUCCAUCCGUUCAGCACAAAUAUAUUUCACUUAUUCAGUUCAGUGGCAUUCCUGUGCUUUCUCCAUUGCUUACUCUUGAGAAAAAAAAGGAGCUACAACAAGACAGACAGAAAGCGCUGGAUUUAGAACUCUGGCGCCAGAAUUCCAGGAAAAGAGCCUUGCUGAAUCGUGUUCAGGAGAUUCUGGAAAAUGUGCAGAUGAAGCAAUCGUCCAUUAAAAGUGAUUUGGAUCAGCCUGACACAGAGAACCUUCCUUUGGAUUUAGAAUCCAAAGUGUUGAAUGGCUUUGUAAUGCAGCCAGACAGCAUUUUGCCAAGUCCUGUUGUUCUUAGUGAGCCUGCAGAACCUGAAACGGCACCAGAGGUUGAGCCAGCAGACUUACACGUUGCAGCAAAUGGGAACUCUCCUGGAGUAACUGAGGAGUUUAUCCCUCAUAAACCAAAGGACAUUUGCUCUAGCCCCUCUGAAAACCCAUCUUCCCCCAAAGGUUUAUUUUCCAAUCCAAUAAACCUCUCGUCUUCAAGCGAUACUGUAAAGAAAGGAGGCAUUGAGACGGUGUCCCCUGAUGCAGAAGGCCCAGAUCCUUACGUCAUGAGUCUGCAGAACCUCCUGAAAAAAUCCAAAGAGUACAUACAGAGAGAACAGACCAGGCGUAGCAUGCGAAAUAGUUCAAAAAGAAGUGGUGGUGAAAGCCAUUCAGACAAAGAAAAUGAUGCUGUGAAAAUGAGUGACUCAGUGAAAGAGAGGGGCAAGUUGAUGGGCAGAAGUUGUAUGGUCACAUCAAAUAUGACUAAAUCCAAUACUUCUUUGCAAAGUACCUCAGUCCCCAAAAGUAGUAUGGGUGUGGUAGCAUCGCCCAGUUUUUCUAAAGUGGAUAUACCAAUGAGAUCUGGCACGCCUCCUGUUUUGGAUUCGGAUUCAGAUGAAGACAUCAAAACCACCUUUUUCUUUGAACGUGACAGUAGCAUUCUCAGAAGCUUCACAGGUUCUUACUCAAAACUACCCAGUCCAGAGCCAAGUGUGAGCCCCAAAAUGCACAGAAGACGCCCAAGGCCUUCUUCAAUGGGGCACAUUGUCAUUAGCAACCCAAUAAACGCGUAUGAAUUAAGCCCUAAAGAAAAGGGAAGAGCUGUGGACUUGGUCACUCAAGACGCUGGUGACCGGCAAAUUGCUUCCGAUCCUAUGCCAAAACUGACUCCAGAUUUUACUCUUGCUUGCCCCGGCAAAAUGCACACUUUUCACAGGAGCUCUUCGGACAUCUGCGAUGAAUUGGUGGUUGGCAAACAAAAUCAAGUGUGCCAGGUUUCUGUUGCUCAACGAGAGAACAAAAGGUUCUCGGUCGGUGCCACAGUAGAAGGAGAGUCUGUAUUAGAUAGAACAAGGGCAUCGGGUACUUGCCUGUCACAUCCAAGUCCACAGGAAGUUCAUGUGGUCAGUUGUCCCAUUACAGCGCAAAAUACAACAAAUGUCAACGUUGACAAGCAAAUCGGCCUGUUGGAGAAAGCCAAAUGUGGUGUGCCCACGGAACUCAAUAAAUCUUACGAUGUCGAAAAGCCAUCUCCCUUACUAAUGCAAACACAGCAUAGGCAUCAGAUGGAUACCCCAAAUCUCUCUCCUGGAAAUGAGCAGACUUCAGAGAGCGGGAUUGAAAAGGUGAAACGUAGGCUUGAGCUGGAUGCGGAUAGCAUGCAGAAGGAAAACGUGCCGUUCGUUGCGACAGCAGAGAGCAGCGCACGAGAGCGACGGCUGCAUGAUCAAAGGUGUCCCGAGGGAUCUGUGUCUGGUGCCAAGAGUGAAACAUCAGAAAGGAGUGCCAUUGGAGAGGAAGCUCUAAAGCAGAAAAUGCUGGCCUUUGAAGAACUGAGGAAGAGACUUGAAGAACAGCAUGCUCAGCAACUCUCCUUAUUGAUAGCUGAGCAAGAAAGAGAACAAGAAAGGCUGCAGAAGGAGAUAGAAGAACAGGAAUGGAGACUUAAAGGGGAGAAUAAUGCAAUUGCUGAAACGGACAUUCCCCAAAUUGCUAUUGGCAGUGGGAAGGAUUUGGAAUGGAGAAGGAUCAGUGACACUCGCUUGUUGGAAUCUGUGCUGACUCGAGUGGAAACCAUCCACAGCACAAGCUCAGAGAGUGCUGGUUUUGCCAAUACCACUAUGCCUGGUUCGACCGCUGAAUCUCCAUUCUACCUUUGGGAACCACCAGCAAGUGGAAAAUCAGUUUUAACAACCAGGUCCAUUAACAGGAGUAAAAUGAGAUGGUCUCAGGUAUACAGCCCUGAGAUGAAAAGAAAAUUGAACAAGAUCUCUGCUCUGGCAAAAGGAUUUCUAACUCGCAGGCUCUUGCAAACAGAGAAGCUGAAGCAGCUUAGGCAAACUGUGAAAGACACAAUGGAAUUCAUUAGAAACUUCCAGUCAGAAGCUCCGUUAAAGAGAGGAAGUGUUUCAGCUCAAGAUGCUAACCUGCAGGAGAGAGUUGCAGCUCAGUUGCGAGCUGCUUUGUAUGACAUUCAUGAUAUCUUCUUCAAAAUGGAAGUGUCUGAGAGAAUGAGUAUCCUGAGUCAUGAUCGAGAGGUUCGCAAAGAAAAAAUGCUCCGGCAACUGGAUAAAGCAAAGGGCCCAAGAGAGAGAGCAACACUUUCUACAGCUACACAGAAGUCUCUGGACAGGAAGAAAUAUAUGAAGUAUGUGGGGAAACGGCCUUCUGAAAUGGGAAUGCCAAAUAAAAAAACAAUUUUGAAACAAAAGACGCCAGAAAACAGAGUUCUUCAGCCAAACCAGGGUCAAAAUGCUCCUGUUCAAAGACUCCUUUACAGACAAGGAACCCCUAAGACCUCAGUGAAGGGGGCUGAGCAAAAUAGAAAGAAGCCCUCAGAGAGCAGAGUGUCUAACAAGGCCCUUUCAGGAGUAUAUGCCGGAAAAACCCAAAGAAAGAAGCCAAAUGUUGUGACAACUUAAGAAGGCAGCAUUCUCUUGGCUAAGUGGCUGAUCUGUCUGUAAUUGUUCUCCACUGGUUCCGGUCUUCCUGCUGUCACACAUGAUGCUUUGAAUCAACAAGGACACAAUUUGGAAUACAAGAUUUCUCAGAGAUAGUCGCCAGAAUGAAAAGGGAACUGGACAGCCCAACAAACUUGAAGAAGCAUUUAUCCUGCAUGUUUCAACCCUCUCAUGUAUCCAUUAACUUCUACUCGAAACUGUGAUCUACAUUGUGCAUCCUCAGGAAAAUAUGUAUGUGGUGAUUCUUAGGAGAACAUUUUUGCAAACUUGAACCUGUGCUGCACUCUUUAUAGGGCAGCAAAUGAACUCAAAAUGGCAGUUUGUACAUUCUGCAUUAACAGUUGUCUAUAUCAUUCUGUAUAUUUAAUUAAACAUUCAGCUUCAGCUGUGUUGAUUGUCUUUGGCAGCUGCCAUGCUUUUAACCAUGCAUAGCCUUGCCUCAAGUCUAAGCCACUUUGGCCCCACUGAAAGUCAGCGAGGCAAAUUUUGGCCUUUCAUUGCAGCAAGAAGUGUCAAGCAUUUCUGGUGGUUGGCGCUGUUAGCUUCGCAGCAUAAAUACAGGUGGCCGCUUUCACCUGCCAUGGUAAAUUUGAUUUUUGUAGUAGGCAAAUUUGAAUGUGCAGUCAGCACCCCCAUCUCACCAAAUCAAAGCUUUGAAUUGCCAGUUUCCCUCCCUAAAUACGAAGAGGACAAAAGUGUAUAUAAAAUAUAGUAACAACAAUUAUUUAGGAGGCUUCUUUUGCUACUACACAUUUGUCUUUUGUAUAUAUAUAUAUUUCUCUAAAUGAAAGGUUUUGGAUUUUUUUAAUGAAGAAAAGGAUACUCUUUCCUCCCAUUUGGGGGACAGGAUUGUAGCAAAUUCCUUUUGGUUUCUGAGGGCUAAUCCUCCAAGAAAUUCUACUCUUGCUGUUACUGAGGAAUAAGAAAUAUUUGUAAGAAUAAUGCGUGAAUUUUGCAACUUGGCUUUGGCCUUAAAUCCAGCUGGAUUCCCAGAAAGUGAAAUUCUUACACUACCAAAGCCAUGUCUGAAAAAGGGACAUAUUUAUGUAAGUUAUUUGUACUUGCUGUUUUAGACACGAGAUGAAUUACUUAGAUCUUGGUGUGGCUAUGAAAUGUCGAAUCAAAUGCAGUCAUGUUGAGAAAUGUAUAGAUCUAAUCUGCCAACUGGCAUUAGAUAAUUGUGCUGUAGCUUAUCCAGUGCACAGAGAACUAUUAAACUUAAUUAUAUGAUAUUGAAUUGGUAUUAAUAUUAUGUUAAAUAUUCAGCGCUUCAGAUCUGGCACUACAGUUCUGGCUCAAAAUAUUAUUCAACAUAAAUUGAAAAAGGAUUAAAUUAACAAUGGGGGGUGACUUUGCAUACACACAUCUAUUUAUUCAUAUGGGGAUGGGUGUAAACCUAUUCAUUAGCUGUAUCUUCUAAUGCUCUUCUAUAUCAUGCAGUAUUUUAAACUGAUCUUGUUGGAGAGGCAACAAUUUUGAUUCAAAAGGAUGUGGUGGUGGUGUAGCCAACUGUUCAGCAGUCCUCCAAGCAUAGCCUUGUCUCUUGCAGGCUAGCUGUUAAAAGGUUCCUUUUGGUUAAUUUACGCAGCGCAAUGCAAACACUUAGUUUAUUAGAUUCCUAAGUAGUUCUUAGAGCUUACUUUUGGCUCAUAAAGCUUUUGCAUGACUUGAAUGUUUUUUAAGGGGGGGGGAGAAUAGCAUAAGACUUGACAAGCUAAAUGAAUUUUAAGAAUUGCAGAUGUUGCCUUGUAGAUUAGAAAUACACUACCGUUUAAUAGAUAUGCCAGUGCUAAAUAUUUUUUUUUGCUAGAGCUUGUUCGUUGUGUGCUGUGGUGUUAAUUCAGAAGUAAAAAUUCUGUAAAUAGAAGCAAGUUUUAACAUAAAAAGUACAGACGAAUUGUUACUUUAUUCAGAUAUCCUAAGUACACUUUUUAUUUUUUUUAUUUUUUAUUUUAAAGUCAACUAAAAUGUAAAUGUUUCAACUGUCAUUCGGCCUUCUAUUUACAAGUGCCAGGAUCGCUUUUGUAAUUUGAUAUAUUUUAUAUUUAUUUAUUAUAUUAAUUUUCAGUUCACUUUUUUAUUUUGAGUGGAAUGCAAUAUUAUAAAAUGUAUUUUUGUACUUUUCCUUUUCACCCGUUUUGCUUUUUUUCCCCUUAAGCAUAUUGCACAAUAAAACUUUUUUUUAUCUUUAAA
Podarcis raffonei (Aeolian wall lizard) is the source of this 5652-nucleotide messenger RNA. RefSeq names its product centriolar coiled-coil protein 110 (gene CCP110). Gene Ontology annotation, biological process: centriole replication; centrosome duplication; regulation of cytokinesis. The transcript has 15 exons. Lineage: Eukaryota; Metazoa; Chordata; Lepidosauria; Squamata; Lacertidae. The coding region runs from base 400 to 3420 and encodes 1006 amino acids. The record is from RefSeq and is a predicted model, not a curated record. Gene Ontology annotation, cellular component: centriole.